Cajanus cajan (pigeon pea) is the source of this 1221-nucleotide messenger RNA. Its product is annotated as ethylene-responsive transcription factor ERN1. NCBI's taxonomy places the organism in Eukaryota, Viridiplantae, Streptophyta, Magnoliopsida, Fabales, Fabaceae. Gene Ontology annotation, molecular function: DNA binding; DNA-binding transcription factor activity. The record is from RefSeq and is a predicted model, not a curated record. Gene Ontology annotation, biological process: regulation of DNA-templated transcription.
UAAUAGCUUGCUUUCCAUCAACAUUGUGUGAGCUAAAACACUUUCUUCUCCUCUUGUCUCUUUUUGACACAUCUUCAUCAUCAUAACUUCUCCCUCUCAAGUACCAUUUUCUUUAAUAAACUUGUGAUGGAAAUUCAGUUCCAACAACCAAACCUGCAGCAUCAGAAAGCAGGCAUUGCAAUCACCAAAGGAGGGAAGUUCAAAGGGAGAAGCAGAAACAACAACACCAACAAAUUUGUUGGUGUGAGGCAAAGGCCUUCAGGGAGAUGGGUGGCUGAGAUCAAAGACACAACUCAGAAGAUAAGAAUGUGGCUUGGCACAUUUGAGACUGCUGAGGAAGCAGCCAGAGCCUAUGAUGAAGCUGCAUGCCUUCUUCGCGGAUCCAACACUCGCACCAACUUCAUCACUCAUGUCUCCUUGGAUUCCCCUCUUGCUUCUCGAAUCCGAAAUCUGCUUAACAACAGAAAAGGUAUUAAAAAAGAGGAGGAUUCUAAUGCUAAUGCCCCAAGAGUUAGCACCAUUAGCAGUGCUAGUGCUGGUGCUAGUACUAGUGCUAGUACCAAUACUAGUACUAAUUCAAGCAGUGACAAUGACAAUAACAACAAUAACAAGUCUCUUUCUAAUGUGGCAACUCAAAGUUCAAAUCUGUUUGAUGAUGCUUAUAAACCAGAUUUGAGCAAUUGCAGGGAGGAAUAUGAGUCUAGUCAUCAAUCCAAUGCUUCAUGGGGUUUUGGACCUGUCUUUGAUCGUUUUCCUAUUGCUCAAAUAUUGGAUAUUCCAAAGAUUGAUGAUAGCUUCACUGAUGCAGCUGACUUUGAGCUUUCAGAAUUUGAAAGAAUGAAAGUUGAAAGACAAAUAUCAGCUUCACUCUAUGCAAUUAAUGGGGUGCAAGAGUACAUGGAAACUGUUCAAGAAUCCAAUGAAACACUCUGGGAUCUUCCACCCUUAUGCUCGUUGUUCUGUUAAACUUGAAGGUCUAAAUGAUCCUACAUUUAUUUCUUCUCAAUGUCAUUGGGCCUAUUUACUUUAUUAUUAUUGAAAACUUGAGGAAGAUCCAUGAGUUGCAUUAGCUCCUUCUGAAAGCUCUUUUUCAAUCACUAUAAUGUAAAAAGUCUACGUGUUUAUGUUCCUCUUUUUCACAUCCUAAUGUCAAAAGUAAAUCUUCACGUCUUUUUGUAUCAAAGUCAUUUUUCUAGGAAUACGUCAGUGUGAAAGACUAGA